This is a messenger RNA of Colossoma macropomum (tambaqui), 3247 nucleotides long. RefSeq names its product mutS homolog 5 (gene msh5). Gene Ontology annotation, biological process: mismatch repair; chiasma assembly. The record is from RefSeq and is a predicted model, not a curated record. The transcript is spliced from 24 exons. Lineage: Eukaryota; Metazoa; Chordata; Actinopteri; Characiformes; Serrasalmidae. Gene Ontology annotation, cellular component: nucleus. Gene Ontology annotation, molecular function: ATP binding; ATP-dependent DNA damage sensor activity; mismatched DNA binding. The coding region runs from base 1 to 2442 and encodes 813 amino acids.
AUGACUGAGGAGAUGAAUGUUAACCUUGUGAGAGAUGAUGUGCCAUCCCGUGCUGCUAGUCUGAACGGAGACGAAAACGAGGGACCAUCUGAGGUAUUUCUCAGUGUACUUGUUCACCAAUGUCAGGUGGGUCUCAGUUUCUAUGACAGUAGAGAUUGUACCCUGCACUUCAUGCCUGACACGGUGGAUAACAGGGAUCUUCACCUGCUGGACAGAGUGAUUCAGGAGAUCAGUCCUAACGUCAUCAUCACAAGUGCGAAGCAGGAGCAAAACAUGGCCCAGUUUAUCAAAAGACUUGGAUCAAAUCCAGACUACAGACCAGAAAUUGUUGUGUAUCCCAGUGCUGACUUUGGGCUGGAGGUCAGUAAACAAAGGCUCAUGUCAGCACAUCUCCCUUUUCUUCCUGCAUCCAUCACUGAGAAAGAACGAAUCCCAUAUCUGUCCUCCUGCAUCUCGCUUGACUCGGUGACAAUGCUGAGGAGCAUAGGAGGGCUCCUGAAAUGUCUGGACAGGAGAAGAGUUGGGGUUGAACUGGAGGACAGCAGUGUGGGGGUUCCCAUAUUACAGUUACUUGCCUACACACUAACUGAUGUGGUAUACAUGGAUAGAGACACAUACAGCGUUCUCCAGAUAUUCAAAGCUGAGCUGCACCCUUCUGUCUACAAGCUCCAAUCUGGAGUGAAGGAGGGUCUGAGCCUCUUUGGUAUACUGAAUCACUGCAGAUGCAAGUAUGGCUCCAAGCUUUUACGGCAGUGGUUCUAUAGGCCCACCCGAGACAUGAAUGUGUUGAGGAGAAGACAGGAGGUGGUCCGUUUCUUUACGUCUCCUCGAAACUCUGAUGUUAUGAACACACUGCAGAACUUCCUGCGCAACAUCAAGAACAUUCCUACUUUGCUGUACAAAAUGUCUCUGUCUCAUACCAAAGUCAGUGACUGGCAGAAUCUCUACAAGACUGUGUACAGUGCUGUGGGGAUCAGAGACACAGUACGUUCUCUCCCCCAGACCAUCCAGCUCUUUCGAGAGAUCAGUAAAGACUUUACAGAUGACCUUGACUACAUCGCCACACUCAUCAGCAAAGUGGUGGAUUUUGAAGGCAGUUUUGCUGAGAACCAUUUCACCAUUAGGCCAAAUGUUGACCCUGCCAUUGAUGAAAAAAAAAGAAGGAUGAUGGGCUUAUCAGACUUUCUGACAGAUGUGGCCCGAGCUGAGCUGGAGAAUCUGGACUCUCGUUUUUCUACGUGCAGCGUCAUUUACAUCCCUCUGAUCGGGUUCCUUCUUUCAGUACCACGGCUGCCUGACAUGGUGGAGAAAGAGAACUUUGAGAUUGCAGGCCUUGAUUUUAUUUUUGUGUCAGAAGACCGGCUUCAUUAUCGCAGUGCUAGGACUAAAGAGCUGGACGACAUGCUGGGUGACCUACACUGUGACAUCAGAGACAUGGAGACAGCAGUGAUGACACAGCUCCAAGCCACUGUGCUGCAGCGCAGCAGCUGUCUCUACAAGAUUCUGUCCCUGUGUGCUGAGCUGGACUGCCUUAUGGCAUUGGCAAAGGCCUCCCAGGACUAUGGCUACUGUUCCCCUACACUGACACCACGCUGCAGACUGAUACUGAAUCAGUCCCGGCAUCCUCUACUAGAGCUGUGUACACCGGUUUUUGUGUCAAAUCCAUGCAUCAGUUCUGAGACUGAGGGAAAAGUGAAGGUGCUAACUGGGCCAAACUCUUCUGGCAAGAGCAUAUACCUAAAACAGGUUGGAUUGAUUGUGUUUAUGGCCCUGAUUGGCUCUGAUGUGCCUGCAAAAGAGGCUGAGAUCGGUCUGGUAGAUGCCAUCUUCACUCGUAUGCAUAGUCGUGAGUCUGUGUCCGUGGGCUUGAGCACCUUCAUGAUAGAUCUAAACCAGAUGGCUCAGGGUUUGAACCACAGCACUGGUAUGUCCCUUGUGCUAGUGGAUGAGUUUGGCAAAGGAACCAAUACGGUUGAUGGUUUAUCACUCCUGGCUGCGUGUUUGAAUCACUGGUUAUGCAAAGCUCCAGCUGAGUGUCCUCUCGUUUUUCUUGCUACAAACUUUCACAGUGUUCUGCAGCUAGGUCUCCUGCCUUGCUCUCAACUGCUCUCCCUGCUGACGUUAGAGACUACUGUAGAUGGGGAGGAGUUGGUCUUUCUUUACCAGCUGAGGGAGGGCAUUUGCCAGUCCAGCUACGCUGCAAAUGUUGCCACACUGGCUGGCCUGCCACCUGCUCUGGUGCAGAGAGGAGUGGAGGUAUCAGAUUUGUAUAGAACAGGAAGGACCAUCAAAAGGAUUGACCAGCCCUCAAGUGAUGAACAAAUCAGCAGAUGUGAAAGAGUGGUAGAGAAGUUCCUCACCCUUGAUCUGGAUGACCCCUCACUGGACUUGCAGAGCUUUUUGAAAGAGGAGCUGCUACCAGCUGUUGGAGAAGUACUGUAAAUGACGUUUUUAAAACUAAGGUUCCUAAAGUGAGACACAGAAAGUUCCUAAAGUGAGAAUAUUUGCUGUGGUAUGAGCCACUCACUGGUGCUUUAAGUAUAAACUGAGUUAUUGAUUUACUCAGGGGUUCAGCACAUAGAAAUACACAGUGGUGUUUAUCACAACGAUGCAGGACAGUGUUGUAUUUCUUUUAAUUAUUAAAGGUUUAGUCAGUAUUACAACUACAAAAUGCUCAGAGUCUGUUAUUUACUCUGAAAUAGUCAUAGUAAGUUGCUUAUAUGUAGCAUUUAAUAUUGGGAGACAUUUCAUGAUGAUAAUCUUUUAAUUGCCUAUCUAUGAAUUAAAUAAAUUAUUUAUCAUUAUCACAAGUGGUUGCCCUGUGAUGGACUGGUGACCUGUCCAGGGUGUAUCCUGCCUUCUGCCCAAUGACAGCUGGGAUAGGCUCCAGCACCCCACCGCGACCCAGAAGGAUAAGCAGUUUAGAUGAUGUAUGUAUGUAUGUAUGUAUGUAUCACAAGUGGUAUUACAUUUCCAUAUUUUUGUAGUUUACACUUUUAUACCAAUAUGUUUAGCAUCUAAGCAAAUGUUCAGAGUGUAGUGUGUUUAUUUAAUAUAAAUUUGCUUAUGUGCUUUAGUAGAUCUACCUGUUUAGUUCCUGAGGUCAGUAGAGGGUUGAGUUGAUUUCAGGGAAGACUUAAUGCAAAUCUUUUCUCACUAACCCCUGUCACUACAUUGGACAGAAGCAACUGUGUUAUCACAGUUUAUUAAAUCAAUUAAGUUCUUGAGUCUUUAGAUAAACAGGAGA